Molecule: messenger RNA, 1511 nt
Organism: Diospyros lotus (date-plum)
Lineage: Eukaryota; Viridiplantae; Streptophyta; Magnoliopsida; Ericales; Ebenaceae
Exons: 8
Coding region: 581-1231 (216 amino acids)
Biological process (GO): protein modification process
Source: RefSeq, a predicted model, not a curated record
CCAAGACAACUGAAAGUCCUCUUCCCCCACCCCCCCUCUCUCUCUUUCCCUGCUCUCUCUCUCUCUCUCUCUCACACACACACACACACACACCGCGCUUCCGUCUUUAGAGAGAAGCCCUAGGGAGGAAGGCCGCCCAGGGGUUCUCUUCUUCGCCUCCUCGUCGUUGGGCCAGCUCAGGUUCUUUUCAUCUGGAAAACAUCGAAAUCGCGAUUUUUGGCUUAUAUAAAAGAAGCAGAUUGUUUCCAUCACCAUUUCCCUUGCUCAUGCUUAUCAGCAUCUGCAAGUACCAGUGGAGUGUCAUGGAUGUGAAAAUUGGGUGCAAUUAGUUCAUUAUCUACAUGUGCAAGCUUAUGACAUUGAUGAUGAUAAUGGGAGCCGAACUUGUCAAAACAUAUUAGCCGCUUGCUCUUCAUUUGGGAUUUAGAAGACUCUCUCUCUCUCUCUUAUAUGUUGCGAUUUUGAAGAGACCUAACAAUAGGUUUGAGGUUGAGGCUUGUGAUUUCUGUGUUGUCGCCUAUGUUAUGUUCAGUUAUGAGAUUGUUGGUACUUCCCAGGGUUGCUUGAGAGUGUGAGGAACAUGAGCCUGGUAGGACUUAGAGAGUAUGUAAGGAACCCAAGGAGGAGGAAGGUGGCACUAGAUUUAGACCUCAAUAUGGAACCUGCAGGGAACCCGGAUCAGGAAGGCAAUUCGGGUCAUACCAAUUCUCAGAAUGUGCAAGCUGGACAACAAGGAGGUUCUGUGCUACCCCUACCAAUUGAUGUAGAUUCGUUUGAUGAUGAUGUUGUAAUAUCCUCCGCCAGGGCAUUUGCAGAAGCUAAAAACAAUUCUAGGAGGAACCGUCAAAACACUCUUGUAGUUGAUUUAGAUUCAGAAGAAAGGGAGGUUGGUACUAGUAAUCGGAACAAGCGGAGGAGAGUUUCUUCAAGCCAAAUAAUCAUAAACUGUGACCUCUACGUAAGUCUGGAAGAGUAUGACAUCCCCAUGAAGAACAAGAAUGUUGAGAGCAUGGAACCUUCUUCACUGCCGCCUCCACCACCAAAGGAACCAACCUUUAGCUGUCCAGUAUGCAUGGGCCAAUUUGUUGAGGAGAUGUCAACUAAGUGUGGUCACAUUUUCUGCAAGUCAUGCCUCAAGUCUGCAAUAGCUGCUCAGGGUAAAUGUCCUACCUGUCGAAGAAAAGUCACCAUGAAAGAUACCAUCAGGGUCUACCUUCCUGCUGCCAAUUGAACGAGGAAGAUGCAUCCGGGGUUGCAUUGCAAGACGAGGAGAGAAUGGGAACGGUGGCUGGCAUCCAUCCAAGCCAUGACUUUUAUUUUCGGGUCAUGCAACUGUAUGUUUAUCCGUCUUUGGUGGGUUGUUUUUUUUCUUAUCAAACUAUUGAAUUUCAGUCUGUUGGAUUUUGUUUGUUGUUGUUCUUCUAAGUUACUUCUAUAUCCAAAUACUAUACCAGUACCUCCUAAUCGUAAAGCAAAGAUAUGGUUAUUGGCUCUAAGCUACUAAAGGAAAA